Messenger RNA from Cydia splendana, 9527 nucleotides. RefSeq names its product blastoderm-specific protein 25D (gene Bsg25D). Gene Ontology annotation, cellular component: centrosome. The transcript is spliced from 7 exons. The record is from RefSeq and is a predicted model, not a curated record. Gene Ontology annotation, biological process: microtubule anchoring at centrosome. Bases 197 to 2899 code for a protein of 900 amino acids. NCBI's taxonomy places the organism in Eukaryota, Metazoa, Arthropoda, Insecta, Lepidoptera, Tortricidae.
AUGUACCUUUACUGUCAACGUCAACAAUGAUAAUGUCACCUUGACAUAUGACAUGUAUGCGAUGGGAACGUGACGGAAUUGAUAGCAAUAAUUAUGUCGUUCUUAAUUUAUUUUACUGUUAACUAUGUAAAUUGAAUUAUCGCUAGUAUCCAUUACACGUUAUGCACGUGUGUAUCGUGGAGCGCGGGCUGUAGCGAUGGACGACGGGGGUAUGAAUCACUACGAGCAACAGCUGUACACAGUGUUCAAAACGUUCGACGUAGAUAACGCGGAGGCGCUGGACCGCGCGGCCGUGCUGCAGCUGUGUGACGCGUUGCAGCUCGAGGGCCGCGGCGCCGCGCUGGUGGAGUCGCUGUUCGAGCGCCGCGCCGAGCGCGUCACCUUCGCCACCUUCCGCAACGGGCUGCUCGGCGUGCUCGGCGCCGAGCCCGCGCCCGAGCCCAGCGACGACGACUCCUCCGGCCGCGAGGUCGCGCCCAAGUUCGUGUUCGGCUCCAAGAAGUACGGGCGCCGCUCGCGGCCAGUCCGCGCCGACGACGCCGCCGCCGCGCCGCGCGCCGCCUCCGCCUCGCGCCUCGACGCCGACUCCGGCGCACGGCCCCGCAUGCGCUACAAGCGCAGCGCCUCCGCUAUGGAGGCCCGCACUCCUCCACCGGACUUCCUUGACCACGAGCGGCGCAUAGACCGCGCGCAGGCCGCCGCGCUGUGCCGCGACCUUCACAUGGAUGCGAUCGAUCCGCGCCUCGUCGACCGCAUCUUUGACGACGCGCCCGCGGAACAGACGACCGUAGGCGAAUUCUUUGAUCGGCUUAAUGCGGCUCUGACGCCACUAGCUGCGGGCGAGGGUACGGCGCCGCCUGCCAUUCCGCCACCCGAUCCGCCUGACGGAGAGGACGACGCGGAGGGUGCGGUGACUGGCGAAGCGAUCGCCGAGGCCUGGGAGCGCGCUGGCGUGCGCCGUCCACGCCGGCUUCUAGCCGAGCUCGGCUUCACCGCCACUACUUUAAGUCCUGCCGAGUUGGAACGUGCGUUAGAUGACGAAUUACGCGCGCUGCCGGCGCGCGAGGAGCGCGACGCGCGACCGAUACUGCAACAAGCGGUGCUGGCCCUCAGCCGCCUCCAACGCGCCAGCGCUCGCGCGCGCGCCGCCGCCGCCGUAGCUGAGCGCGACAAGCUUCGCGCCGACCUCGCUGAGGCCAAUCGACGCGCGCAGCUCCUCGCCCAAGAUGUAGAUGAAAACCAUGCUCGCUUAGAAGCGGAGCGGCAGGCGGCACUUCGCCUGUUAGAAGCGCGGCACGCGGAGACCACGCGCGCUGUCAGCAACGAGGCUGCCGCGGAGCGAGAGCGAGCUGCGACGGUACGCGCCGAACUAGAAGCUGAAGUGGCGCGACGUGGAGAUGUAGAGGCGAAGCUGCGUGCCGAGCUAACUGCGUUGCGGCUGCGAUCAGAACAGCUGGAGCGACGCGUGAGCGCAGCGGAAGAAAGAGCUACCGUAGCAGAACGCGAGCGAGCGCGGAUGGAAGAGGAGGCACGCGAGGCAGCGGCACAAGCCGGACGAGCGGUGGAAGGGCAUCGUGUAGCCAGCGAGGCGCUGGAGCGACAAGUGCUGGAGCUACGCGAGGAGUGCUCGUUGCUACGGGACCGCGCAGACGAGCUGCAGGCCGGGCUCGAGGCGCGCCGCGGCGCCGCGCCGCCGCCCGCCGCCGCCACCUCGUGGCGUGACGAGGCCGAGCUCGCGGCCGACGCCGACGCCGCGCUCGACAGGAUCGAAGAUUGCGACUCGUCGCCGCCCAGCAUCGAGCGCCUAGUGUUCCAAGCGGACGCCGCCCGCCGCAUCCGAUCAAUCGCAGACUCAUUAUCACCAGAGUGCACGCGCUGCGAGGCCGCAGCGGCGGCGUUGCGGGAGUUGAGCGACUCGCCGGCGGCGCGGGGGCCAAGUGAAGCGACGGCGGCGCGGGGGCCAAGGGAGUCGGUUGAAGCCGCUGUGCAGACGGAGGAAAGUGAUGAAGGACAGCGCAUUGAAGAGCUUCAGAAGAAACAUGAGGCGGAGAAGAGUGACUUGAAUAAUUUGAUCGCUGAACUAGAAGCCAGCGUGGAGGCUCUCCGCGAGGAAUACGAGCGCUGUGAGGAGUACUGGGCGGGCAAGUUAGCGGACGAGCGAUCACUGGCCGCCGAAGAGGCGGCAGCGAGCGACGCUCGCUUGAGCGAGCUACUCGCACGAGUGGCGGAGUAUGAGGCACAGUUCAAGCCGAGGUUGCCGGCGCUGCAUGAGAGCGAGUUGGAGCCACAGUACGAGCAGCUGGCGCAGGAGUUUCAAGCGUUCAAAAUAGAAGCGGCCCGGGCGCUGACGGCGGCGCGCGCCGACGCCGACAAAACGCGCGAGGAGCUAGAAAAGGCGAGGACGGCGCCUCCACCCCCUUGUAGCUGUCGAGAGAAAACUCCGCCGGCUCCGCGGCCCGCUUCCGACGGCGACCAGCGUUUAGUGGGUUCGCAUCCGCCGGGGCCAGGUGAUAUGUCGCGGCGCAGCGUAUCGGCGGGUGCACUGGCGCACGCCGCGCCUCACGUCGGCGGCGCCGUGGGAGUCGGCGGCGGCGGCGGCGGAGUCGGCGGCGGCGACGUCGGCGACGCGCCGUCUGCGCACGACGCGAGGACCGCACGCGUGCCACUGCCCCAUCCGCCGGGCUCGUGCUCGUGCUCGGCGCUGGCGGCGGCGUGGCGGCGCUCGGCGGCGGCGGCGGCGGGCGCGGACGCCGGGCUGCGCGCGCGCGCCGCGCACGCCGAGCGCGCCGCCGCGCGGCUGCUCGCGCGCCUGCACGCCGCCGACGCGCUCGUCGCCGAGCUCUACCGGGAGAACUGCCAGCUGCAGCACCACAAGCGCCCCGAGCCCGGGUUCCUGUGACGGAGGUAUUAUGCGUCGUUCGCAGUUUACUAGCUGUUCGUAAACCAUUUAUUCCCCGUCGGCCCGCCCGCGAGCCCCCGAAGCUUUACUGCCGAUGUUGUAUACGUAGAUAGACCUGCCAGUUGCGGCCCCCGGCACCCCCGAGGCCGGGUCGCCGCCGCGGGUGCGAGGCCGGGUCGCCGCCGCGGGUGCGAGGCCGAAUGAAAAGUGCGGGGGCGGGUCCGGGUCCGCUCGGCGCGCCGCCUCCGUUCGAAACGACCGAGAACCCGAUGUAAAUAUGCGGGAGCGAUAAAAAAGUAAAUAUAGAAAUUUCAUUACGCCCCGGUCGAUCCGAUGUUUCCCGGAGCGAAUCGAUUAAGAAAUUAUUUAAAUUUGGUGACGUACGCGAUAAAAUAAACAUCGUGGAACAUAGAAUUUUAUUCAGUCGUCGUACUCGUACAUUUAGGUAGGUAUACUUCGACGAUUCGACUGACCGACUCUAGUGAGGAGAAAUUAAAAUCAUACAGUCGUAGAAAACUACACUAAACCUAGUUUAAAUUAUAGUUAAUUUUUGGUAUCUUGUUUGCGCAUUUAACUACGCGAGAUUAAGAUCUAUGUCUCGUUUGAGAUGAAAAAGUUGUGAUUACAUAUAUUAUGAUUAGAAAUGCCACGAAUAUUCGGCAACUAUUCGGUAUUCGGCCUCUUUGCCGAAUAUUCGGUAUUCGGCCAAAUGUUCCCUACUAUUCGGCCGAAUACCGAAUAUCAGUUGCACCUACCUAAAAAGAAAAAAUACACAAAAAGUAACCAAAAACUAGGUAUAUUUCAUAUUUAAAAUGUAUUCUUGUAAAGUAGUUAAAUACGAAGGCACGUUUUUGAGCAUUUGUUGAUUACAAAAUAUUUUAUUUUUUUCAUGGGUCUGAUUUGAUUGACUCUAACGACAUUAAUUAAUUCUGUUCAACAUAAAAAUGUAUCUUAGCAAACGUUGUGCUUUGUUGGCAAACAGUUUUCAUAAUAAUUGUAACUCAAAAUGUUCGCAUGUCAUGCCGAAUAUUCGGUCGCCGAACAUUCGGUAUUCGGCCGAGAGAGGGGCCGAAUAUUCGGUAUUCGGUAUUCGGCCAAAUUCACUAUUCGGGGCAUCUCUAAUUAUGAUUAUGUGACUUCAUUCCGAAUUAGAAUAAGAAAAAUAUAUAAAACAAUCCUGCGUCGACUGUGUGUGAGUGUCUCUAAAAUUAUGCCAUAUAUAAUGAUAUAUAAAACUCUCCUUAUUCAUUAAUAAGGAAAGUCUUUUCAAAAGGGCGUAUUUCUCUAUAAAAACUGCCAUACAAAAAUAAGCCCCUUUGAAAAGACACUCCUCAAUUAUUGUUGGCAAAACCAUUGAAAGUUUAUAUUUUAUUUACAAAACGACAAUUGAAGAAAAUUUUGUAAAUAAUACAAAUGUAUUUGAAAUUACAUUCCUAAAUUGUUUAUUGUGAGAAGCAAUGUAAUAUUUGAUUGAAGAUUAUUAACGAACUGCUUAUUAUACCUAUACCUACAUAUUAGGUAUUAUAAGUAGUUCGUAGGUAUUACCUAACUAUAUAAGUAUAUAUGUAUAAUUAUAUUGAGACAUAUUAUAUAUUCAAAAUUGUCGAAACGGAUAUUUUGAGAAUUGUGCAAAUGUAUUUUCAAAAAUUUAUUUUAAGCGAAAUUUCAUUUGACGUCAUAUCGGCGACGUAUGUGCAUUUCUAUUGUGAUUAAUAGAAUAAUUAGACCAAGAUAAGUCUGCCACGAUUUUGAUAGCCCACGCAGUGCAAGUGUUAUUUUAAACGUCAAACUUCUAUGAAAUUAUGACGUUUAUAUAAAACACAGCACUGCGUGUGCUAUCAAAAUCGUUGCAGACUUGUCAUGGUCUAACUCUACUGACUAUCUCGAGUUUUGUCAGAAUAUUUUGCCAUAAUUUAUUUGCCUGUAUGUUAACCCCGAAUUAUUGAUUAUAUUCAGGUUAUACUUGUCGUAAGUUUUGCCCAACAUUUUAAAUGUAAGAAAAUUUGCAGGGUCUCUGCUACAGUCCACUGCAAUGCAAUAGUAAUAUUUUGUAUAACAACCGCUCAAAAUGAUCUGACAAGCUCAUAUACGAGUAGCUAUAAAAAGAAAUUGUGAGUAUUUUGGCGCGCUUCGAUGUGCAAGAGAUUAGUUUUGACUGUACAUUCAUUUGAACUACAGAUAUGGCCUUGAUUAACCUAAUUAUUGAUAGUCGACUGACAUUUAUACGUGAUUUAUACAGAACAUUCUUAUGAUUAUGUAGUUUGUGUAUACUAUAAGCAGGGUUGGGCAGUAUUUCAAUUACAUGUAUUUGAAAUACGUAUUUGAAAUACAUUUCAGUAUUUUGUAUUUGUAUUUCAAAUGCUACCUGGAAAAGUAUUUUGUAUUUGGUAUUUCAAAUACUGCACUCACAUGUAUUUUGUAUUUUGUAUUUCAAAUACUUCAAGGUUCAAAAUACAUUUCUACAAAAUACAUUUUAUUACAUUCUAUGAUCCUAAAAUGGAACAUUUUUUUAAAUAUAAUGUACGACUUGUACGAGCGAAAAUAGGUACAUUGCGCGAGCUAUUCUGCGCAGAACUUUUCGUCAACAGCCAGGGGAUAGAGUCAUUGUAGUAGUUUCCGUCCAUGCUCUAGUUUUCGACCACUUGACAGAUUAGCAUAUAAUAUAUUUCAUUUUUAAUUUACUAUUUGCGAAAUAUAUUUUUUAUAUGUAGACAGAUAUAUUGUUUAGCUAAGGAUUGAAAUCAGUCCAAAUUUGUGCAGCAAUGUAGGUUUAUAUUCAAAUUUCGUCAAGUGGACGAAAACUAGAGAAGGACGAAAACAAGCGCAAUGACCCUAUAAGAUUUUAGGAAAGGAUAUUCGUUAAAAAAACUAAAUGAUUAAACAAAAAAAAAGAAAAGUAUUUUGUAUUUUGUAUUUGAAAUACAUUAUUUUAAACACUGUAAUUUGUAUUUUGUAUUUCAAAUACCAGUCACCAAAGUAGUUUGUAUUUGGUAUUUCAAAUACUUUUAAAAAUGUAUUUUGUAAUUUGUAUUUGAAAUACGUGGGAGCCAGUAUUUUGCCCAACCCUGACUAUAAGUUUGUAUAUAUAUGUAUGCUUGACUUCCUUCCUAAAGGUUUGUGAACUGUUAUAGAUACCUAAACAUAAAGGAUUUUAUUCGAUGGAUUUAUUUAUUUGUUUCAAGACAAAAAUAAUAAAUAUGUCCUCGAAUCCAUUAAGUUUGCUUUAAAAUGCUCGUAUUGUAUAGCGUUUUACAUAGGUAUAGUGUGUUUUGGCAUGAAACAGUGAUAUUGAUUCUACUAAACUGCACGACAGCCGGUUAAUAAUAUAACAUAUACCAAUAUGUAUAAUGAAAUUAAUGAGGUAGGUGUGUCGGUGUAUUUGUAGGUGUGUGACGCACGCCGAUAGUGCCUUUUUUGUCGAAGUCGGCGCCGACGAAAUGUAUAGGUUCUCCAUUAAAAUUUUAAAGUCGGUAUACAUGGGUCACAUACAGAUUUUAGGUUCUAAUUUGUCUUAUCGAUCUCCAAAAGUUAAGAACAAAGUUUCACAUUUUUUUUACUCUCCCAAACUAUAUAACGAUUGGUUGCAGCCAAUAUAAGCCAUAAAAUAUAAGUUAGGCCAAUUAAAUUAUUUUUAAAUUUCGGGGACACAAGAGACAAUUUUUGUUUUACUGUACCUAUCUAUACUUAUCUGUUUGUAGAUGUCGAUGUACCUACAAUCGCUAUCAGAUAUCGAGGCAUUCGAGGUGCUCAAAAAUAUCUAAACACGACAAUUAUCAAAGCUUUACAUGUUCAAAUAUUUUUGGUACUUUGACCGACUUGGUAUACUAAUGGCCUGUAGGUACGACAAACGUUUACUGUAUUUUAUUUAAUUUUAACGUUCACAGGGUCCAAUCAAAAACGUUUUUGUUGGCAGAGCAAGUGUUAUCUCGACUGUAAGUGUUGUUGAUGCAACCUGAACUUAGGAAUUCUUGUCAAUUCAUACGACGGUAUAUAUGUGUGGGUGUAUGUGUGUGAUUUAUUUAUUACAUGGCUUACUCAGAAACGCUACUAUAAUUAAUAGGAUUAACAAUACUAGAUACCAGCGUCACCUCUGGUUCAAUCAACUUAUUUUUAUGCCGCAGUGGUGACUUUUCUACAAAAGGGGGGGCAAUAACUGCAUGUAAGGACCAAUCAUAUGGUAGUUUACCCCAUCGACCCCAUCUCUCCCAGUUAAAAAUACAUUUCUAAGUAAACCACGUUUUAACGUUUUGACACGAUUGCAAACGUACGAUUUACGUGAUGCAAAUUGGACGAAUUAUAUGUAUAUUAUUACGACACAUUUUGUUUAAAUGUUUAUUGUAGAUAUUUAUAUAAUAAAGAACCAUCCCGCACGGGGCUAACGUGACUAUACUUAUCUCAUUCCCUCUCGAGCGAGAGGGACUAUAGCCGUGCACGUAUAGACUGGACAUGAGAAUUUAGUCAAGUACAUAAUUAGAUAGGGAGUUUGUAAUAGUGUAAUAAAAAAUAUUACACACUAAAGAUAUGAAAACAGGACACUGUGUGGAAAUUCAAACCAAAGUGCCCCGUUUUGAUUGUUCUAUGUUCACAAAGCUGCUUGUUGUUGAAUGCACGAGUAAAGUAUUCACAUAUUUUACAUAGGUAAUAUUAUCCAGUUGCAAAAACGUCAAUUACGAUAUUGCUUCAUUGAAAAAGGCUUUAAGGCGAAAGAAAACGACGGGUUCACCGAUCUCGUCCGCUUUUGACUUAACCUGACAGUUAGAGAUAUAUGUACUUAGGUACUUUAAAUAAAUAUAAUUUACAUUUAUGCAACUGGAAACAGUGGAAACGUUUGUUAUCCACAAUAGCUAAAUUAUUGUUGACAGAUUUGAUUAUUUGAAAUUAUAUCAUAUAGGUACCUACAUGUGAGAUAAUUAUAUCCUAUCCUAUGACGUUUUUAAUUUUUUUUGUGGUUUUACAGCUAGUAUAGAAACAUCUGUGGCAAAUGGCAAAAGUGGUCAUGGACUAGGGCCCGCUUCAUAAAAAUUUGUACAAGUUUCUUCACAAUAAGUAAAUAUAAAUAAAAGUACAAAUUACAAGUUUUCAUAAAACGGCUCCCCUAAUGUCCUAGAGUUAGACCAAGAUGAGUCUGCAACGAUUUUAUUAGCAUACGCAUUUGGCCACACAAAUGUAUCAAUGCUAACCGUCAUUUUAUCGCAUUUUGUAUGAGUGUACCUACCUAUAAAUAUGUAUCACACUUUGUACGAGUUGUAUCAAGUGUAUCGCUUCCUACCCUACCCAGUGUUCCAUGGACCGUACUCUGCCGACAGCGGUGCCCGCAUUGCUUUGUUUCAUGCUCAAUAAGUAAUACCAUUUCCUCUUGAUUUCACCUUGCUUAGGUACAGUAUAGCAUUUCGCUGGGUACAGUUAAUUUCAACAUUUUGACGCCUAUACAAUGGAAAAGGAUUUUAUAUUUGUAAAGGUAGUUCUUUGUUCCCACUGGUGACAGCAGGGUAUAUAUUUCUUAUCUACCUAUUCAAAAUUUCCAUAUAUUAUUCGGAGAUUCUAAGCCUUUCAAAGUUCUAACUUCAUUAUGGAUUUGGGUACCGUUUUGUAGAAAUGUUUCACCCUAGGGUAACUUGCAUUUUGGACGUUAAUAUUUAUUUUAGUCCUAUUCAUAUUAUUACUGUGAGCUAAUUAGCUUGUGUAUAAACGACAACGUUUGAGUUAACGCUUUCAUCAUUUGUCGGUAUAUUUAUUGUAAAGACGUACAAUCAAGUGGGCCGAUACAUGUGCAAUGCGGCGUCACUGGGCCUAUUCCACUAUCGCCAACCGUAUAUGUAGGUAUUAUAUAAAUUAUAUUGAUAACUUUAAACAUGUGGAAGUGGUUAUCAGGAGUGUUGUUAGGAAUCUAAUAUUGUAUAUGAGAUAGGUAUAUGACCUUAACUACUAAACUGUAGUUGGGUGGUGAGAUGCUUAGUAAUACCUAGAAUAGAAUCCCAACAUAAACGUUUUAUAAUAAGUAAUUUUAUAUCUACUGGCAAGGUCAUGCCGCCGCCGAGCUAAACUCAUCGGCGCGUCGCCGUCGCGAAAUUUAAGGUCGGCGCCCUAGUCUACUUACCAUAUACAUAUUUUUUUUUAAAUCUGUACCAGAGAAAACACAAUAGGUCAAUUGAUUUUCGGCCAACUUUAUUAGGGAGUUCUAAUCUUCUAAACCGCGUUUUAUGAAGCUAAUUUUUCCAUUCGUUAUUUGGCUCUCUUACAAUCAAAUUUAUUUUAUAAGUAAGUAGGUAUUGAGAGGCAAAUAGAGAACUAGAAACUUUAGCUCGUAGCUCUAAAUGCUCUAAUUCAAUGCAUAUGUCGGCGGCCGAUCGUAAGAUCAGGCAUAUCGUGAAAUUCCUAGGCAUAUCGUGAUCUGAAGCAACCUAACGAACCUAUCCUACCUAUAUAUUGGUUUGAUGUGACUAUCGUCAAAACAUUACACAGGAACAUUACGAUCUGCCUGAUCGUACGAUCGGCCUACGACACAUAUACGAAUAAGGAGUUAGUGGAAUGGUAGCCAACUCCGAGGCGUCCCUCCCUCAUACAUAUCAUUACGUUGUUAUGUGUAAGUAAUUGACUGUGCAUGUAACGCAGUAUGUGAAUAAAAUGU